CCGGUCUGUUAUUUUGCAGAUAAAAAAAUCAAGUUACAUUAUCAAUUAUUAUAUUUUACAUAUUUAGACACGUUUUUUAAUGAUAAAAGUUAGUAUUUUACUAAGGUGAAAGUACGUGUAUGUAGUUUUCGAGUACCUGAUAUCAUUUUUUUAAAGCCAUAAUUUCAACCCAAAAAAUGGUUUUUCAAAUUGCAGGCAAAGUUUCCCUUAUCACAGGAGGAGCGUCUGGACUUGGAUUACAUUUUGCAAAAUCGUUGCUUUCAAAGGGAGUAAAGGGAGUGACGUUGGCAGACAUUAAUGAACGUGAUGGCAAAAAUGUAGCUGAAGAACUUAACAAACAAUUUGGAAAGAAUAAAGCAAUUUUUGUAAAGACUGAUGUCACAGAUUAUUCAAAUUAUGAAGAUGCAUUUAAAACAACAGUGGACAAUUUUGGAAAUAUUGACAUUCUUAUGAAUAAUGCUGGUCUAGCAGCUGAUGGCGCUUUUAAAAAGUCAGUCGACGUUAAUGUUCUUGGAAGUAUUAAUGGCAUGGUUUUGGGAAUAGAUCAUUAUUUAAACAAAUACAAGUCAGGGAAUGAAGCAGUUAUUGCUGUUAGUUCUUCUGUAUGUGGUUUGGAAGGUUAUCCCCAAUGGCCAGUGUAUUCUGCUACGAAAUUUGCUGGAAUAGGAAUGGCAGUGUCAUGGGGUAACAAACUUCACUACGAGAGGACAAAGGUAAGGGUGUUUGCUCUUUGCCCUGGUCCCACGCAUACUAAUUUUUUUGCUGGAAAUGAUAAAUUUUUUGGUCCUGAAUAUGAAAAAGCAUUUGAAUUAAUCGAGGAAGAACUGAAAAAUACACAAACGCCCGAACAUGUUUCCACAGAAGUAAUAAAGCUCCUAGAAAAUUCAAAAACAGGAUCAAUUUGGGUAAUUGAAGCUGGAAAACCCGCAUACGAAUUCACUUUACGUACACGUAAUGAUGUUUUGAAAUAGGUUAAUGAAUACUGAAUAUUUCAUUAAUAUUAUUAUUUAUACUGUAUAUUUUUAAGCAAGAAAUCGUUUUAAGGAAUAUAUAUUAGCAAAAUAAUUGUUUUUACAAUAAAUUCUUGUUUGGC
This is a messenger RNA of Diabrotica balteata, 1093 nucleotides long. Lineage: Eukaryota; Metazoa; Arthropoda; Insecta; Coleoptera; Chrysomelidae. The record is from the annotation of a GenBank genome assembly.